Molecule: messenger RNA, 566 nt
Organism: Symbiodinium necroappetens
Lineage: Eukaryota; Dinophyceae; Suessiales; Symbiodiniaceae
Source: the annotation of a GenBank genome assembly
GCAGGGGACGCCGCCUGGGACAAGUUUGGUGCCGACCUCACCGUGCUGCACCCGGAGCUGGUUUUGCAAGUUCUCACCUGCAGUCCCUCCUCGACGCGCUGUCCGAAAGAGAGGCCUGACUGUGGGAUGCUCCACACCGCAGGUGGCAUAGCCUGCACGAACGAAGAAGAACUUUCGUCGUAUCCGGUGCUGCUGGCAAAGAUCCCCGGCGGUCAAAACAAUUUCGUUGCUGUGGUGAAUCGUGGCCACUACAUCUGGAAGCAUCUCCUUGACACCCGACGAAUCUGGUCCCAGUAUCGUAUGAUGAUUCUGGAGCUGCCCUGGCUGGAAGAACAAACGCAUCAUCUGUACUAUCUUCGGGUAAUGGAAGUUCUUCUGAGCGACUUCAGGCUAGUCCAUGUAGAUGCAUCGACGUGUCACGGACGAUGGCAGAUCCGAUCAACAGAGGUCGGCAUGCCACGGGUGGUGCAGGCCACCUUCGUCCGCAAAGAUCUGGCUGUCGCACAAGCUUGCACUACCCAGCUGCACUGGGAUUCUGGCGUUUGGGACUGUCCGGGCCUGCCAAG